AAUAUUUUUGAAUAUAAAUUAUUAAAAUUCUUUUUACGAAUAAUAAUAUUAUAUUUACGCGUGUCUUAAGGUGUAUUAUAAAUGCAUAUGAUAUAAACUCAUUGAAAAAGAAAAAGAGUAUAAAAAUUCCGAAUGAGGUCCCAAUCCAAGAUGUCUCAUUUAUGAGAUUCACCGAAGAUUCCAGAGGAUUGGCAAUCUUAAGUAAAGAACCAGAUGCCUUUUUGAUUAUCUUUUAUUUUGAUAAAUCGGAAACGGUUAUCAUUGGUCGAGUUUCGAAUGGCAAUCAACCGAUGUUGGCGGCAGAUGUAAUAGCAUGUAAUAUAAGUGACGCUGGACUAGUAGCAGUUGCAGGAAAGUUUAUGUUUAAAUUAAUGACACGACAGGAUAAAAGUUUCGGUGUAAUUGGAACGAUGUCCGGAGAGCAUAAAAUUAUCACAUCAUUAGUUUGGCUGACAGCAGAAACACUCGUAGCAGGAACUUCAACCGAUCAAUUGUAUUGUAUGGGUUAUUAUUAUUAUUGUUAUAGGUUAUUCAUUGAAGGUGGCGAUGCAAAGCAAAAUUUCAUCGCUAGCACUGUACAUUUGCUUGACUUGGAAAAGGCCAAAGAGAGCGAUGGUGACCAAUCCCAUUUAAAAUUGAACCCAGUCUCAAGUGGUACAAACGAAACCGAUGUAAACUGUCUUACUAAUUUCGAAAGGGGAUUCUGUUACGCACAGUUCAAUCGACUGUUUGUGUUCGAAAAGGAGAAAUCGUAUGCUCGAUACACAAGACGCUCAAUUAUCAAAAUACCUAUUGAUUUGUAUUCAGUGGAUUCAUACAAAAUCACCAAUGUAUCAGUAAAUGCUCAAAUGGAUUCAGUUAUUGUCACUACAUUUCAUAGUCAAAUUUAUAUUUCGAAAUUGUUCGAUCCCGAGAAUAUUACAUUGCAAAAUCUGGAUUUUGUUAUGCUAGGAGAACCAUUACAUAUAGCAAGCAUAAUUUCUAUGUCGAUAUGCUCUUGGAAGCCAAUUAUCAUGACCGCUUCCAAAGAUUUUACUGUUCGAAUUUGGAACUAUGAAGUGAAUAAAGUGGAAUUAGUAAAAAAAUAUCAGUACGAUAUCACUGCUUUGGCGUUGCAUCCGAGUGGACUAUUCGUUGCCAUUGGAUUCUCUGAUAGAUUGCAUUUAAUGGAAAUUCUUCUGAGCACAAUGAAAACAGUUAAAGCAUUUGAUUUUCCCAAUUGUGAUGAAGUCGUUUUUUCACAUCAGGGACAUCUGCUAGCUUGUGCCUACGGCAGCCUUAUAACCAUUACAUCGGUGUUUUCAUUUACCAUUUUAGGAUGUUUACAAGGUCACAAUGGAAAGGUAUUGAGCAUGUCCUGGUCGAUUGAUGAUAAAUUUUUGGUGUCAUCUGGGUCUGAAGGAGCCAUCUAUCAAUGGUGUGUCACUACUAGAACACGUGUCAAUGAAUCGGUUGAAAAGGGAACGGCAUUUCGUUCGUUAGCACUUACUCAAGACACAUCAAUUUAUGUGUGUACUAACACUGGUUUAUUUCGCGAAAUCCACAACUCGGAUAUAAUACGAGAAAUUGACCCAAGCGCAGGUAUUCCAUUAACACAAAUUGCUUUAGCAAGAUCAGACAUGAUGUUGUUCGUUGGCACAGAAACAGGGAAUCUAUACAAUAUACAAGUUCCAUUUUUAGAAGCUGGCGGCGGAACAUGUACAAGAUACAGAUUCUUUAGCAAUGCAAUUUCAUGCAUGAAAAUUACUUUCGAUGAUCGACUAUUGGUGGUUGGUUCCGAGGAUGGUACUCUAAUCAUUUGGGUUAUUCUAAAUACAGAAGGCAAAACAGCUCCCGUUGACAUUGAUCAUGGCAAAUGUUCGGAUAUUAUUGUGCCACGAUAUGAUCUGAUAGAGAAAAUCGAACAAAUAGAAACGUUAGAAGCACGUUUAAAUCAACAACUCUCAGAGCAUUCAUUCGAAUUAGAACAUGCAAAGAAGAUGCAAUCUCUUGAGCUGCAGAAAACAUCUGAAAAAUAUGAGAAAACCAUAAAAAAGUUAAAAGAAGAACGCCAAUCGCUAGAAUUAAAAUACCUCGAAGAGCGAAAUAUUAUUCAAUCGGCCAUUGAAGAAAGAGAUUCGGAACAUUCUACAGCUAUUAUCCAAUUGGAGGCUAAGCUUAACGAGAAAAUUUUAACUGAAUUGGACAAAUCAACUGAAUUAAAGGUGAAAAUAGACAAUUUAAAAGAUGAUUAUGAACAGAAACUGCAAAAAGCUGCCAAUUGUCUCGAAGAGACCAUCGAAACAUUCGGAAUUAGUCUUAAAGAAGAAAUGAGCAAACGACAAGAUCAAAUACAAACGCUUGUUGAUGAAAUUCAAACGAAAAAGGAAGAAUUUUUCCACUAUUGUACCCAAUUGAACUUGGAUAACGAUCGAGUGGUGGCUAAAAUAAAGUUGAACUAUGAGACUAUGCUGAAAGAGUCCAAUGAUGAUUUGUUAAAGUGGAGAACUGAGGCCAGCAUUUUAACCAAAAAGAAUGACAGUACUUCUACAGUUUGCGAUCAAUUGCGCAGUGAUAUUUCCCUUUUACUUGAUGAAUUUGGCAAAAAUAAAAAAUACAUUUGCCAAUUAGAACAAAAUAUGUCCGAAUUACAAAUAGAAAUUGACAUUCGGAAUAAAAUAGUUUGUGAAAAGGAAGUUCGUUUGAUAGAAUCACUGGAAAAAAAUGCUACAAUGGAAAAGAUGAAAAAAUUUCUUAAUGAAAGGGCCAUUCAAUUGGAAGCUCAAAUUAAACCACUUGAUGAGGAUAUUAAACGAAGCAUUCGUAAAUUCAGUGAAAUUGAGAAUUUAAAGAAAAAUCUUUUAUGGAAAAUUGAUGAUUUGAAUAUCAGAAUUCAAUUACUGCGGAAUCGAUCGAAAGCAAUUGCAAAUGAUUUAAACACCGAAAAGAUCAAGAACCUUCAUGUUCAAACCAUAAUCAAACGAAUCCUUGCGGAUAUUUGCUAUAUGAUGGAACACAUACAAGAUUUACCUAAAUUGAAGGAAAUUGCGAUGAAAUUGUUCAAGCGACAUGUAUCAUCAAAACAAAUGAUCGCAAUUUCGAAUAAACUUGAGAUUAAGGAUGAAGUUGCCAUCAUGGAAAAUGAACUUGCGACCACUAAAUUUAUGCCUAAGAAAGUAGUAAAACAAGCGAAAAUUGAAGAAAAGGAUGAAGUGACUGGACACUCUGAUCGAAUGAAGCUAAUUAAAGAAAAUUUGUUUUUGCUAUCCGAAAUAGAUAAAUUGAAGCAAACGAACGGUUCCCUAACUCAAAGAAUAUAUUAUCUAGAAUCGAUCAAAAGAGCACAAGUGAAAAAGUUUUAA
This is a messenger RNA of Sitodiplosis mosellana (orange wheat blossom midge), 3341 nucleotides long. RefSeq names its product cilia- and flagella-associated protein 57 (gene tous). NCBI's taxonomy places the organism in Eukaryota, Metazoa, Arthropoda, Insecta, Diptera, Cecidomyiidae. The transcript is spliced from 11 exons. The record is from RefSeq and is a predicted model, not a curated record. Gene Ontology annotation, molecular function: protein binding. Bases 162 to 3341 code for a protein of 1059 amino acids.